AUGUUCAAAAAAUUGCCCACUCAUUUCUGUUACUCCGAGGGAUACCUUGACUCCCAUCCAGAAUCCUUCCACAUUCUCUCUCAACAUUGCUUUCGACCCGGUCUCAUAACACUUUGUGACUCUCAGAACUGUGAUGAAGAACAUUUUAUGGGCAUCGUUUCUAUCCCACCUAAAAAACGGCGUACCGACCGAACAUGUUUCCUUUGUCAGUAUAGCAAACCGCUGGAAACAGACGCAUUUCAACUGGCUGAAUGCGGACGUGUAUACACAAAUUUUUCGAAACAUAAAGAAGAACUCUUUGCUUUCAAUAGUAAUGCGCCCAGGAUGGAUGGUAUGUAUGUGGCUGAACAAAGCAUCAAGUAUUGGAAAAAGAGGAAACAAAAGUAUUUUCAUCUAUGGAAGAAAAUAAGCAAAUUAUCCAGAGUGGAAUGUGGAUUUGACUACAAGAGACUGAAAGUCUUAAUGGUGUGUUUUUUUUUAACUAAACCGUCUCUACAUGAUGCUUUACUAUGUCGCUAG
Cylicocyclus nassatus is the source of this 519-nucleotide messenger RNA. The record is from the annotation of a GenBank genome assembly. NCBI's taxonomy places the organism in Eukaryota, Metazoa, Nematoda, Chromadorea, Rhabditida, Strongylidae.